Molecule: messenger RNA, 3853 nt
Organism: Porites evermanni
Lineage: Eukaryota; Metazoa; Cnidaria; Anthozoa; Scleractinia; Poritidae
Source: the annotation of a GenBank genome assembly
AUGGGGGAACAAUAUGAAGAAUCCAAUAAUCAGAAAAAGGAUGUGCUUGGUCCUGCCCGCUCAUGGAGGCAGAUAUGUGUUAAACACUGUUUCUGCCUAUGGGUAUGUGUACACGGGACCUUGAAAAGGCCACCUGUUGCAUUUGUUAGGGAGCUCACAGAACAAUAAGGGUAAUGACAACAUUGGAAAAGAACUGUAAGUUUAAUGACCAAUAUGCAUUACACUCUUCAAAACUUAUUAUUUUUGCCUUCCUAUCAAUUCACUUUAUAUUAUUAAGCAAUGUUGUCACUGUUGCUGAUGUUGUGGUUUUGUUUGCUCCCUAGCAGCUGUCUUCUCAGUGGUUUGUGUGUAGAAUAUUGUUCCCCUUUAAAGUAAUUAUUAAUUUAGAUUUACUUGAAUGUUGUAAGUUCAUAGCAUUUUAUUUAUUCAGCAAUUUUAUUAUUCCAGUAACAUUACUUUCAGUUCAAAACUGAAACAAAGCAAAAUAAAAAUGAUUUUAAAAAUAUCCCAGGAACAUGCUUUUGGAAUUAACACAAGGACUUUUGUCUUCCCAUAGUAGAAUAAACACAUUGAAACUUAAUUAAAUUUGGAAGGGAUUUUCAAAGUUACCCAAACCGGUCAUUCCUCUAACAACACACUUCAAACAGGAAUGUUUCAGCUUUGAAAGACUGGGUGGCCUGUGGUCUAUCUUCAAGUAAUCUUUAUCUUGUUUAUAAUGGACAACACAAUUUUACUUUUGAUUCCCUUUCAUCUAGUUCUCACCAAUGGCAGAUGUUAUGGCGACAUANCAGCUGUCUUCUCAGUGGUUUGUGUGUAGAAUAUUGUUCCCCUUUAAAGUAAUUAUUAAUUUAGAUUUACUUGAAUGUUGUAAGUUCAUAGCAUUUUAUUUAUUCAGCAAUUUUAUUAUUCCAGUAACAUUACUUUCAGUUCAAAACUGAAACAAAGCAAAAUAAAAAUGAUUUUAAAAAUAUCCCAGGAACAUGCUUUUGGAAUUAACACAAGGACUUUUGUCUUCCCAUAGUAGAAUAAACACAUUGAAACUUAAUUAAAUUUGGAAGGGAUUUUCAAAGUUACCCAAACCGGUCAUUCCUCUAACAACACACUUCAAACAGGAAUGUUUCAGCUUUGAAAGACUGGGUGGCCUGUGGUCUAUCUUCAAGUAAUCUUUAUCUUGUUUAUAAUGGACAACACAAUUUUACUUUUGAUUCCCUUUCAUCUAGUUCUCACCAAUGGCAGAUGUUAUGGCGACAUAGACCUUUGUCACUCGGCAGCCAUUUUGUCUCAGGAGAUUAAAAGUGCUUUGUUCAUGCACGGCUAGCCUAUAGUUCUCUCUUUGAGGCUAGCCGUGCAUAAACAAAGCUUUUUAAACCUCUUGAGACAAAAUGGCCACCCCUUGACAAAGGUCUAUUGGACCUUUUUUAAGAAGUCUUAUUAAAAUCUAUCUGUCUGGAUCGAGCUUAAUUUUUGGACACAGAUGCUGUGAGUGUUAUUAAACCAAAAAGCAAUUUAUUUCCAUGCUUGCAACAUGCUGAUUAUCACAUCUUUCACAAUCAAUAUAGAUGGCAAGUCUCCUGCUGGCCUACUCUUUCUGAAUGUUAUCUUCUCAGGAAUGCUUGCUACUUCCCCAUGGGGUACUUAAAUCAUGAAUUUUAGGGUUACUGGGUGCCACUGGAAUCCUGAAACCCUUGUUUACCUAUACCAGCCCAUGUUGCUGUAUUUUCAACCCUUAUCAGUAAAAUAGGCCCCAAAAAUUAUCCCCAGAAACUCUUUCAUAAAUGUUGUUGACGCCAAUUAAUAACCCAUAAAUGAAUAUUGUGCCCCUGCACACGUAGUCACACCAACUUGAGCUGAGGUGUAUUUGUGAAAAUGCUCAGUGGGGAGGAAGUGAAUUGUACUGUUUGCAGGCUUUGUUAAAAAUUGUUACUACUUCCUGCUCACUGUAUAGAUUAUGACAAUUGCUGCCAUGGAACCAGUUCAAUCAGAACCUGGUAAGAAAACCAAAUUAUAUAAAUAUUUCUUAGUUUUGAUGUCAGAUGUACCAGUGAUUAUAAUAUUAUAAUAAUAAUACAGUCAAGCCAGGUCAAGCAUACUCCUUAGUGAAUUGAUUAUUUUGAAAAUCAAAUAUGUAAGUUGAGUUGUUGCUGCCGGUAUUAAAUAAUUGAAAUCAGCUUUCCUGUGUGUAUAAUGAGCAGUGACUUUUGGACCAAAACAAGACUUAAUUAGAUAUUGAUCGCGGUGUUUCAGCCGCAUACUGCAGGCCUUCGUCAUGCGAUAGUGUUGAUUUACUGAGAAGUACAAUGUGUACCGCGGUGGUUGACAACAUCACCAUUGCUGAUAAAAAAUAUCUUCACACUUUAAGUAAUGACCACUUCUUUACUCAAAUAAUCAAGUGGUUGAUCAACAGGCAACCCAGCACCGGACUACAGUCAGAUAUACACACUGCUUAGUAGAGUCAUGAGAGAACAGCCACCACCUGACCUUACCCCACUUGGUAAGUGGUAUCAUGCAUUAUAAUAACUUAAUGUCUCUCAGUGUUUGCCAGCUUGUAGGGAGAGGGAUGCAACAGGUGCACAUUCAUCGCUUCCCCCUUUUUCUUUUUUUUUUCCCCUUUUUCCUCCUUCUGUGGUCCCCCUGUUGGUUCCGAACUCGUCACGUACUUAGCUAUUCUCUACCUGGCCAAGAUCAAGUGGUAGCAAUGUUUUACUUUCCUAAAGAUUGCAAUCUAUUAACUUCCUCAGUAGUGUAAGCCCAAGGUUCACAGCCAAAGUCUUUGAAAGGUGCUCUAAGAGUUCCAUGUUUUACCAGUGAUAUCUUUUAUCUGACAGUGGACUAUAGAUCAUUUUCACACAUAUAGUAAACUGUCAUGCAAAUUUCUUGGAACAAAAAGAAGUUUUUACAUGAGAAAUAAGACCCAAACCGUAUGACUUUUUUAGUAGACCAAAUUGACCCCCAUUUCAUUGAUUUGCUACACCAAUAUGGCCACCUUAGCUUAAUGCCAUGUGCAACUUGAGAUAUUCCUGGAGCCCACCCCCCACCCCCUCUGAAUAGUUUGUACUUUUAAGGCUCCUAAGUACCUGCCUAACUAAAAUCCUACCUAUGGGCCUAGUGUAGUUGCCUGGAUGGGUAACACUCCUUGUGUCUGAUAUCAUAAUUUAUGUCUUUACCAUAAUCUAUAAUUAAGUGUUAUGAAUUUACUGUGACAGUGUUAGCUCAGUUGGUAGAGUGCUAGACUGCAGAGUAGAAGGUUGCAGGUUUGAUUCCCGGGGCCAGACCAAUACUCAAGGUCUUAACAUAAUUGAGAAAUGAAGGGACUCCCUCCGCACUGCAAGAGGUUGGACCUUUGGGUGGCUCAGAUGACCAGGUAAAAUGGUGGUCCCAUUCCCAUCUCCAGUUGGAGAUGUAAAAACAGUGUCCCCAACUAGUAACUUUGUGCUAAAUACUUUCACACUCAAAUAAAGAGCAUUUUUUUUUACAUAAUCCUCAUCUGUUUUCUCUUAUUUCUUGCUUCAGAUGCAUCAGUCAUUCUGGAUUUAUUAAAUGACCUAGAAAGACGGCUUGCAGGUCAUGAUAUAAGCAGUCAAGUUCAAUUUGUAGUUAAUAAGUCCAAAGAAAUCAUGGCAACAGCUGCAGGAACCACUGGACAAGGCAAUUCUGAUGCAGGCAGUAGUUCUGGCCGUCCCAAAUCCCAGUUGUUCUCUUUAAACCCCCUUAAUGUUCCUGUUCAACUGUUAAACUUAAAGAAGCCCACCCUGGUGAACACUGCUUCUAAGGCUGCCCCUGAGACUACUAAGGAACAAAAUUGACCAUUUUAGAAAUUCUUAAACUACAUAUAGAAAAACAGCACAGUCAGCAC